AUGAUCUCAUUUCUUGAUGAUGAUUUGAAAGUUACCAAGGAGAAUGAUGCUGAUACAAUCAACAAAGCUACCUCCCUGGCUCUUCUCUUAGCAGGUGUAGAUGUAACUACAGGUACAUUGACAUGGGCACUCUGUUUACUUCUCAACAACCCUGAAACCCUAAAAAGGGCCCAAGAAGAAUUAGACCAAAAUGUUGGAAGAGAGAGGCAAGUUAAGGAAUCUGACCUCGACAACUUGGUCUAUGUCCACGCGGUUCUCAAAGAAGCAAUGCGUUUAUACCCUCCCGGACCACUUGUAAUGGCCCAUGUGUCCAGAGAAGAUUGCAUUGUAGGAGGCUACCAUAUCCCAGCAAAGACUCCUGUCUUCGUCAACAUUGGAAAGAUCCAACUAGAUCCAAAGCUGUGGCCUGAACCAAAUGAGUUCCGGCCUGAACGAUUUCUAACAACCCACAACAACAUUGAUGUUAGAGGUCAGGAUUUUGAGUUGCUACCAUUUAGCAGUGAAAGAAGAAUGUGUACAGGGGUAUCUAUGGCCAUGAAGAUGAUGCCGUUGGCACUUGCUUCUUUGCUUCAUGGGUUUGAAAUUGCGACCCCAGGGGAUGAGCCUGUUGACAUGCGUGAGACAAUGGAGUUGACUAACCAUAAAUCCACCCUUCUUGAAGUCCUUGUCACUCCACGCCUUCGUGCUCAACUAUAUGAGCAUCAUAAAUAAAGCAAACUACUAUGUUAUUAUGUGGGAUGGAAGUUACAUGAAGUUGAUAGGGACUGUCAUGAAAUAGUGAGAUGCACUAGAUGUAUCGUUACACAGUGUCCAUUCCAAUCAAUAAAUUGUUUUAUUUUCAGUGUCA
Prunus avium (sweet cherry) is the source of this 847-nucleotide messenger RNA. Lineage: Eukaryota; Viridiplantae; Streptophyta; Magnoliopsida; Rosales; Rosaceae. The record is from RefSeq and is a predicted model, not a curated record.